Messenger RNA from Rana temporaria (common frog), 710 nucleotides. Its product is annotated as potassium voltage-gated channel subfamily KQT member 1-like. Gene Ontology annotation, cellular component: membrane; voltage-gated potassium channel complex. The record is from RefSeq and is a predicted model, not a curated record. NCBI's taxonomy places the organism in Eukaryota, Metazoa, Chordata, Amphibia, Anura, Ranidae. Gene Ontology annotation, molecular function: voltage-gated potassium channel activity. Gene Ontology annotation, biological process: transmembrane transport; potassium ion transport.
UAACAAAGAAGAGCUUUGGGCUGCUGGACGUCGGCUCUGGACCUUUCAUCAGAACAAGCAGCUUCACCGAUGAUCUAGACGUGGAAGCAGACACGUUACUAACCCCGAUAACUCAUAUCUCUGAGCUACGGGAACACCAUCGAGCAGCAGUAAAAGUCAUCCGUAGAAUGCAGUACUUCGUGGCCAAGAAAAAAUUUCAGCAAGCCAGGAAACCCUAUGAUGUACGGGACGUCAUUGAACAGUACUCACAAGGUCAUCUUAAUCUGAUGGUCAGGAUCAAGGAGCUGCAGAGAAGGCUUGACCAGUCCUUGGGGAAACCUUCACUCUUUAUCUCUGGAUCAGAUAAAGUGAAAGAUCGUGGUAAUAAUACUAUUGGAUCAAGAUUAAACCGUGUAGAAGAUAAGGUAACCCAGAUGGACCUUAAACUGAAUCUCAUAACUGACAUGCUUCAUCAUCUCGUUACCGGUCAACCGGGAGGUCAACCAAUAAACCGAUCGCCUAACAGAAGUAAUUCCCUCAAUAAUGGAAACAACCCGUCAAUUAACACCCUCCCCACCUAUGAGCAGCUAACUGUGCCAAGACGAGCCCAGGACCAUAUUUCCUGAUGAACAAGCAGAUGUGCAAACUGACAAUAGUUCCGAUACAGACUGGUUUACUGCUGUACUCCAUGCAGAAAUUCAUUAUUUUAAUAAAUGCAUUUUAAGUGGAAA